AUUUUCCCGCUCGCUCAUUCCCCCUUUCUCUUGAACCAUUUCUGCAAAAUCCUCACGUUUUCCUUACCUCUCACACCUCCAUCUCCUCACGCGCAUGCGUGAUUACAGCUUCAGAUCUAAUCGGAAAUGGAAGCUCGACAUCCCAACUCAGAACUCAAUCAGCCUCUCGCCGGCGGCGCAGCCCUAACGGACUCUCAAAAGGCGUGGCAUGUUUUCGCACUGCUUCUGGCAACUAAACGGCCUGCCUCCCCAGCAGAGAUCGCUAGCAUCUGCACGCUUUACCAUGCUACUCCGGAUUUGAUUGAGUAUCUUUGCUCGAUCCCUAAUUCGCCACUCCAUUUAACUCCAGAUUCCCUCGUCACGUUCUCUUCUGUCGUGUACCUGACAUUUGCUAAAUUUAUUGCGUAUGUGAAUGUAAUUGCGGCUGUUUCUCCUGGCUUGAAUUUUGAAGACCGAACGCUCAUGGAAGCUGUUGGCGGUGAGUUGUGGACUAAGAGAAGAACGAGAUGGAGAUCAGACGGGUUGCCUGUGUUAAAAACGAGAAGAACAUCAAAUAGCUGUUGUGAUGUGAAGAUCCAGAGAGAAGAUCACGUGGUUAUGACAUUGCCGUUUGAAAUGCUGGAUGCAUGCGCUAAGGAAUAUUUCCAAGUCCAAGAUGACAAUUAUAGUGGGAUGAUGACCAAUGAUAUAUGGGGACCAUUGUACUUCACCUCCAACUACAGGGAACUAGGGGGAGGAGCAUUUAAUACUCCCUGCACCUUUUAUGAAAACAAUGAGGCUUCUAGAUAUGGAUUUGAAAGUGCACAACAUAACGAUGAACCAAUGCUAGAUGCAAUGCAAAACAGAAAUGAAGCAGACGCUGCACAUAUGACUGUGGCUAAAGCUGAUCUCAUGUUUGACGAUGUGAUUUUUUCGCAUAUACACGAACGAGUGGAGAAAGAGGACACACAUUCAAGCCCUAAUUUAAACCCACUUCCGUUGACUGGCAUUCUCGAAAAUAAGAUAGAAAGUGUAGAAGUGGAGGCAUAUGAUAAUAUUAAGAGCAGAGUAAACUCCGACACAACUUCUUGCUUCUUAGCUCUACAGACUCCGGCUGAAGUACUUGAACCAUUCUCUUGCACUGUCAGCAAAAUAAAAGGAAAUGACCCUAUACCAGAUAACCCAAGUAACAGAGAGAAGUCUGCUGAAGAGCUUCAUAAAGUGAAUGUUGCUAUUAGAGGGGAUAACAUGCUAAAUUAUUUAUCUGAGAAGGAAGCCGAAGUGCCCCAGGUAAGUGAUGAUAUGUUAGAACAUGUGCCGUCUCUUGUCGAGAUGCAAAUAGAAAAGUGUUCUCCCAGUUCAGAUAAUGUGCAUGAGGAUCCCUUGAUUACUUCAGACAAAACUGUGUGCAAACCACUGGAUAAUAGUGCACAUCUCAGACAUCAAGAGAAGGAUCGGAUUAGUAGAGGCAUAAAACCUAUAUCUGCAAAGAAAAAGCUAACUUACAAUCAUGAUAAGCUUUUGGAUAAUACAAAAAAGAAUGAAAAUCUCACAGAGAAAAUAGAAGGUGUGAACUCCACCACUUCUAAAGAGCCUAUUGAGCAAAAAGAGCUUCCCAACUUUGAGUCUUUUGUAGUUGAGGAAGAAGAAGGUUCAGGUGGCUAUGGAACAGUGUACAGGGCAAGGAGAAAAAGUGACGGAAAAAAAUUUGCAAUAAAAUAUCCUCAUUCUAAUGCCAAUAGACAAAACAUCCUUAAUGAGGUGAAGAUGUUGGAGAGAUUAGGGGGCAAGAAUUUUGUGAUUACAUAUGAAGGAUCGUUCAAGGAUGGAAAUUCUGAUUGCGUUGUUUUAGAGCAUGUGGAGCAUGACAGACCGGAUGUUUUGAAGAAAGAAAUAGGAGUAUCACAGCUCCAAUGGUAUGCUUACUGUUUGUUCAAGGCUCUUGCUUCUCUUCAUAAGCAGGGUAUUGUUCAUAGGGAUGUCAAACCUGGGAACUUUUUAUUUACACGGAAGCUAAAUAAAGGUUACCUUAUUGAUUUCAACCUUGCAUUGGAUAUGAACAAAAAAUAUGGAAGUGCAGAUAAAACAAAUUUGGGACCUUGUACUGGCUUGGAGGGAACUCAUAGUGGCCUUUCUAAAUCUCUCCUUUCAAAUAAAAGUAGAAAAGAAGCAGCCAAUCAGGAAACUACUUCUAAAGGUAUCAAGAAAACAACUUUGCAGCUUAAGAAUACGAAAAGGAAGGAUGCCUUGGAAAAUGGGAGGAGUAUAAUAAAAAGCCAAGGUGCUGAUGGGUCGGGAAUAACUUCAGCAAAGGAAGCAACAAGCAUCAGAAACCCAUCCAGGGAGGCUCUUCAAUGCCAACCUCUACCAUCCAAAGGUAGAAGACAGCUUAUCAAUCUAGUUGAAGCAAUGCAAAGUGCAAACCAUCAUAAAGAAGAACUAAAGGGUCCCACUUCUAAAAGAAAGAGGAUUGCAGCACCCCCGGGAAAAGAAGACAGGCACCAGUUCAUUUAUAUAACUCCCAUGCCGUUGCGUUCUUCUGGAGUAGCCAUUCAAGGUGCUGGGUUUCUCAAGGGUGAUGGAAAGCAAAAGCGAGACGGCUCUUGUGUCGGGACAAAGGGUUUCAGGGCUCCAGAGGUAUUAUUUAGAUCUCUACAUCAAGGCACCAAGCUUGAUAUAUGGUCAGCUGGUGUUAGCUUACUAUAUCUAAUGACUGGGCGGAGCCCUUUUGCUGGAGACCCUGAUCAGAAUAUAAGGGAGGUAGCCAAGUUGAAGGGCAGCGAGGACUUGUGGGAAGUGGCCAAAUUACACAACCGUGAAUCGUCGUUCCCUCAAGACCUCUUCGAUGCAAAAUACUUGCCUUCGGUCAAACUUCAAGACUGGUGUAAAAGGAACACCCGGAGAGCAGAUUUUUUUGACGCCAUUCCAACAUCUCUUUUUGACCUGGUGGAUAAGUGUUUGACGGUUAAUCCGAGAUUGAGGAUUAGUGCAGAGGACGCCCUUCGACACGACUUCUUAGCUCCAUUCAACGAAAUGGCCAGAAAACACAAGCUGUCCAGGCAAGGGUCAAGUCACACAUCACCGCAUAUGCUUCCCUCAGGACCUGGUCAAACUCAGGCACGUGGACUAGUAGCUCUAUGAAAAUGCCUUCACCAUAUUUUUUCAUUUUUAGAUAUUCUGUACAGUAGCAAUUGUUAUUCAGCGCAAGGCCUCUCCAGUGGAAAUUAGGGGUGGUCAAACGGGUCUUGGAACCGCGGUCCGGUCCGGGUAAUGGCGGUUCGGGUCUAAAACGGGCCGGUUCCAUUUUUUGUUUCCAUAAAACGGUCCGGGUAGGGUCGGGUAAUUUUUUUUAAGGAACCGGACCGGUUCCAAAAUUAAAAAAUAAUGGGUACCCGGCCCGGCCCGUUAUAUAUAUUGUAUAUUAAUUUAUUAAUAGUUUUGUGAUAAUCGGUAGUUUUGUUUCCUGUGCUAGAAGUAGGAUUUUAAAUUGAGUUGCAGUAACAUCCUUUUGUUUUCAAAUUAUUGAUUAAAUGUUUCAUAAAUAUCUUAUUACUUUUUAUUGUUAUUGAAUUAUUCCUUUCUAUGGAAUUUAAUUAUUUGUUAAAGAUGAUUUUGUUAUAUUUUUUUAUUAUAUUGUUAUUAAAAUAUAUAAAUUGUGUUUACCACCCACCAUGUAUGUGUCAACUUUGGCUAAUACUGAAAAUUUAAUAUAAAAAAAAGUAAUAGCUUUAAUAUGUGAUGUUACACAACAUGUUUAAAUACAAAUGUUAGAAAAUAUGUAUUUUAGCUAUGUUUCAUAUUUUUGGAAUUUCUUUAAUUGUUUGAAACUUAUAUACAAGAAAAUAUGGAGUAUUGGACUUUUUCGCUUGUGUUAUAUAUGCACCACUAUAUUGUUAUUUUGAAACUUGCUAAUGUCCUAUAUUAUUGAUUAUUCAUUUUUGGAACUUCGUUAGUUUUUACUAAUAUAAUUUCAAGACAUAAGAAUAGAAACCGUAAAACCCGGACCGGACCGACCCGUUUCAAACGGGCCGGGUAAUUACCGGUUCCUAUUUUGAAAAUUGUAAUACCCGGAUCGGAUCGAACCGUACAAUGGAACCGGCGGUUCCAUUUUAUUUUGCAUUACCCGCCCCGACCCGGCCCGUGCCCAGCCCUAGUGGAAAUCAUAAAUGCAUCGUAAAUAAGGAUAUCUGCUUUAGUUUCUUCUGAAGGAUGCAAACCCUCCCGGAGGGCUCUGGAAACUGACCUCAUAGCUUUAAGGGAUCCCAACAAGAUGUUACAUCCUUCUUAGCAUUUAACUAAACGAUAGAAUCAUAGAAUGCUCAGGCUUAUAACUUCUAAUAUUGAAGUGUAUUUUUGUGUAACCCGAGCAUGGUUGUAGAAUUUGCUGUACACUUAUAAUCCAAUCAUGGUGGAUUGAUGGCUAGACGACCUAUACUUGUAAUACCAAAAACUAUAUAAAUAUAAUAUUAUAGGUUAUGAUUGGGUGGACCCUGGC
Cuscuta epithymum is the source of this 4474-nucleotide messenger RNA. The record is from the annotation of a GenBank genome assembly. NCBI's taxonomy places the organism in Eukaryota, Viridiplantae, Streptophyta, Magnoliopsida, Solanales, Convolvulaceae.